CAAACAGGAGGCAAGUGCCCUAUUUCCGUUUCCGCGCAGCAUGUUCAAAUUUUGCCCAACAGUCGUCACGGCCUUGUCUCCCGUCCCUUCCUCGCAAAAAAAAAAAAAAAAACCUUCGCCGCCGCCGUCUCCUCUUUCCUCACCUCGCCGGUUAACCGCCCGUCGUCCCCAUCCUCCCCCCGAUCUCCGCCGCCGCAGACGAUCACUUUCCCCCCUUGCCGGCUCCUCCGCUCCGCUCCGAGGCGGCAACCAACAAAUUCUAGUGUUUCCGCUCCCCAAUCCGGCCGCUCAUGCCCCCCGCCGAAGAGUUGGAGGCCCUCCGGCGCUGGGCCACCGCCGCCUUCGCGGAUCUGUCCUCCUCGGCGGCCUCCCGGCCUCGCGCCGACCUCCCGGUUCUCCUCCGCCGAUGCCUCCUGUUGCUGCACCUCCUCGACGCCGGCAACCCAAGCCUGGCCGCUCGAUGCUGCCGCCGCCUCCUUGCCUCCCUCCGCGGCGUCCUCGCUCGCAACCCAUCUGCCUCCUGCCUCCCCGCUCUCGAGGUGUUCUCUGAGAGUCUCGUUUUCAGUGACCGACUGAGGAGCUUCUUCGCCACGAUCGACUUUGCUGCACAGGAAGGAUCAAGAGCCUUCACUGUGGCCCCGCCGAGCCAGGGUGAGCUCCACAUCCUGCUGGAGCUCGUGUGCUGCCAUUUCAUUUCGUCGUUGCAAGAUGAGUCUGGAUUUGAGGCGUUUUUUAGUGCACUUUCCUGGUCGGGGAAGGGGUCGCAGGGGGCUCCAAAGAUUGGCUUUCUGGGGGCUCUUGCUCUGGUCCACCGGACCUGCUUGUUCUCUUUGCCGCCUGUUGUCCAAGCACAUCUUUUACUGCUCGCAUCGAGAUGCAUCAGUGGUAGGGAUCUGGACUCGCAUUCGCUCGCAUUUGAGCAUGCCAUGAAUCUUUAUGUGAAAUACUUGCCAGCAUUGGGCGUUUUCAUCAGAACUGGUGGCGUGGAAACCCCACUGAGUUGUUUGGCCAAGAAAAGACCUUUUAAGUGUUGUAUCAAAGAUGCCACUGAUCAGAAACUCAUAAGUCAGAUCAAUGGGCUGCUUUCGUUUUGCCAGUUGCACUGUGGUGAUGACCUGCCCAUCAAUGAGAGUGACAUCUUUGCUAGUUCAGAUCGCCUCAUAGAAGAUAAUCAGCAUAUGCUCCAUGAAAAUUUCAGGCAAGAAACUACUUUAGUUGUGAAAAGCAUAUUGUCAAAUAUCCUGCGCUCUGCAAAGCAAAGGGAGAUGCAUGAAUCUGACGCUGAAGUAUCACAAGAGAUUAUUUGCCUUGCUGCAGUACUUAGGCUAAUGGGUUCCUCGCUUCAACAAAUCCUGCACCAAUUUAGCCGAAUGAGGUCUGCCACUGACAAGGAAAAUGGAAAUUAUGCAGCACUUCACAAGGAGUACAAUGUCAUAUUUGAAAUUAUCCAUCUCCUUGGGCAGCAUGAAGCAAAUGAGCUUCAUAGAUAUGACUUACUUGGUAUUAUUGGGAAGUCUGUGGACAGGGAAAGGGCUUCAAUUCUAUUGUUGGCUCAUUUUGCUAGCCUAUCGAUUUGUUGUGUCAGAAGAAGACUUGGCUUUCUGUUGAAAGGUUGCAUUAUAAUGAUUAUUAUGGCUAUCAAUGUUGUGAUUGCUGAAGAGGAAAGCCUGUGUAUAUUUCAGCCCCUUAUUGAUACUUCAAAAAAAUCUGCAGUUUUUCCCAAUACCAAAAAUGGUAACUUAAAGGUUUAUGUUCGAAGAAAAUCUUCUAAAGCAAUAGCAUUACAGUUUAAAAACAUACAUAAAAUUCGUAGUCCAAAUAAAGGUGGGAACGUUUCUGGCGAUGGAAGCAGUUUGGGCACCCCUCAGAAGUGUAAUUCCAGAGUUGGAAAAGCUGAUGGUCGAGCCUUCUUCAAGUGUCUUCCCGGAUAUAGACCAAACUCUUCAGAGUGGAAAGCUAUAGUGGAUUUUGUUGAGUGUAAACAAGGUAAGGAUUAUUUAAAUUCAUUGAAGCAGCACAAAAAAUUUAAGAUAUUUAAGGAUAAGAAACGGUUCAGCAAGAGACUGUCUAUGAUGGAAUCUGCAAUGGAAUUUUUGGGAAUGGAGAUGUAACGGAGUUAGUUGUGAUGAAACUGGUUUUUAACUUAACAGAAGUGAACCGUACUCCAUCGCAAAUAAGGCUGACUUCCAAUGUUGCACAACAGCAGAAGUAAACAUUUGUCAAUCCCCAGGACCUUUGAUCAUUAGAUUGCUUUGCUGAGCGUUUUGAAUUGUUCCAGGAAGUAUGUCUGAAUGUCUAAUGUUAAUUUAGUCAUUAACUUUUGUACAUAUGGAUUCAUUUUUUACUAUCUAUCACCAUGGUUUUCC
Molecule: messenger RNA, 2366 nt
Organism: Phragmites australis (common reed)
Lineage: Eukaryota; Viridiplantae; Streptophyta; Magnoliopsida; Poales; Poaceae
Exons: 4
Coding region: 291-2111 (606 amino acids)
Source: RefSeq, a predicted model, not a curated record